Messenger RNA from Rhizophagus irregularis DAOM 181602=DAOM 197198, 2173 nucleotides. RefSeq lists its product as uncharacterized. Gene Ontology annotation, biological process: ergosterol metabolic process. Gene Ontology annotation, molecular function: ergosterol O-acyltransferase activity. Gene Ontology annotation, cellular component: endoplasmic reticulum membrane. Lineage: Eukaryota; Fungi; Glomeromycota; Glomeromycetes; Glomerales; Glomeraceae. The record is from RefSeq and is a predicted model, not a curated record.
UGUACAACUUUUGCAAUAUUUUAAACCGUGUUUUAACUGUGAAUUGUGAAUUGAUUUCUUUCGAAAAAAAAAAUUAUGCGUUAAUCUUCAUACAUCGGUAAAUUGUUUGACCGAUUCUUAAAUAAAGUUUGAAAAGUGUAACAUCUUUGUCAAUUGGAUUUCUAACUCUUUUCAUUAACUAAUACCCCCUGUUGGCAUUUUUCCUGCUUCAUCCUUUAAUAAAAUACCUUUUCAAACUUGAUAAACUUGGUUCUACCUGCUUUAAAUAUGCUGCAAAAUACUCAGGCCGAGGACAUAAUUUCGGUUAAAAAACAUACCCCUUCCAUAAAAAGCACCAUCACCACCACAACCACCUCCUUAUCCGCUACAUUAACAUAUGAUGAUGAGCUGAAUAGAUUACCUAGAAAGAUAGCAAAACGUGUUGUUACCUUUCAACCUCGUAGUUCACAAUUAGAUCGUGAAACUUUAGAUUCGCAUCAGUAUCCAUUUCGAGGAUUUUUUACGUUAUUCUGGAUAGCAAUGGGCUUUUAUAUAAUCCAAACUGGUGUAAAAAAUUUUCAAUCAGCAGGAAUUUUAUUAGAUUUAACAUUCUUCCGAUUAUUUUCACAAGAUGCAUUGGGGUUGAUUUUAAGCGAUGCAUGUAUGGUCGGAUCAAUGUUUUUCGCAGUUUUACUUCAAAAAGCAAUUGCACAUGGUUGGAUUAGAUGGAGAUAUACAGGAAUGAUAAUUCAACACAUUUUUCAAAUUACUUUUUUGUUUGUUCCUAUUUAUUGGACAUUUUUUAAAGGCUGGCCAUGGGUACAAAGCGGUUUCUUUGUUCUCCACACGAUUUCUAUGUUAAUGAAACUUCAUUCUUAUUCUUUUUACAAUGGCGAGUUGUCUACUUAUGUUAUUUAUCUUUACGAAUUGAAGAAAAAAUAUGCUAAUUUAAUUGGAGAUUCAAAAAAAAACGAUAACGAAAUAGAUGAAAAGAAAGAAGAUGAAAAGCAACAAAUCUUGGAUCAAUUAAAAAGCAAAAUUGAACAAGUUGAGGGUUAUCUUCAUAGUCCAGCAGGAAAUAUUCGUUAUCCAGAAAAUGUAACUUUUGCAAAUUACGUAGAUUUCUUAUUGGUCCCAACCUUAGUAUACGAACUAGAAUAUCCAAGAACAGAAAAAAUUCGUCCUUGGUAUCUUUUUGAAAAGAUUUUGGCUACCUUUGGAACAUUCUUCCUUCUAUAUGUAAACACAGAGACAUAUAUAAUUCCUGUCCUCCCUAAUGUUUCAACUUCAAUUUAUAACGCAAUGGUGCAAAUGCUUUUUCCAUUCAUGAUGAAUUAUUUAUUAAUAUUUUAUAUUAUUUUUGAGUGCAUUUGCAAUGUAUUUGCAGAAUUAACUUGUUUUGCUGAUCGUAAUUUUUAUGAUGAUUGGUGGAAUAGUACAACAUGGGAUGAAUUUGCAAGGAAAUGGAACAAACCUGUACAUCACUUUUUACUUCGACAUGUAUAUCAAUCUUCAAUCGAAUCCUACAAAUUGUCUAAAAGAGACGCUACAUUUAUGACAUUCUUUCUAUCAUCUUUAAUACAUGAACUUGUCAUGGUUGUAGUAUCUAAAAAAAUUCGAAUGUAUUUAUUUUUUCUUCAAAUGUUUCAACUUCCUUUAAUUUGGUUAAGUAAAUUACCCGUAAUCAAAGGAAACAAAUGGUUUGGCAAUGCGUUCUUCUGGUUCUCAUUAUUUUUAGGACCUCCAAUGUUAGGAAUUUUAUAUUGUAGAGAAGUAUUUGCAUCGGAUUAAUAAAAAGUACUUAAAUUCAUUCUUUAAAUAUUCAAGAGAUAAAGUUGUAAUUUUAAUACAAUUAUUUUCAAUAAAUAAAAAAUAAUUUCUGAAGGGUGAUGACCUAUGUAUGAUCGUCAUCAUAUAUCAAAACCGCGAUUCUGGAUCAGAUUAAACGAGACGUUUUUACAAUAACACUUAAUUUGGGAAGAGGUCUCCCUCUUUGGAUGCAACAAUUUCACUAGUUAUGGAUUUAUCGAGCGGAUAAUUAUUAUACCAGCCUAUAAUUUUUGACGCUGCACCGCAGAGGAAAAGAAGUCAGCUAAAACUUGAUGUAGAACUGGGUACGGGUUUAAUUACUAAUACUUAAUAGUUUUAAUUGCCAACCCGGAUAAGAUCGGCACUAUCGCUAUAUAAACGUAUU